CCUCUGAAGAGUUGAAUCUACAAAGUGAUCUGAGGCAGUAGUGGUCAUUACAUAAAGAGUUUCAGCCUGGAUAUUGAACACAUCUCUCGCAUUAACCCAUAGACAUAUCAGUUUUCAAUUUACAGUGGCAGAUGCAGUAGCAGGUUGAGACAUGACUCCUGCUGUCUUCCUAGUCAUCCUCUGCUUGGGAGUUGUGCCAGGUGCUUCAGCAUUGGAUCUUAGUUUGGAUGUUCAAUGGCAAGAGUGGAAGAUAAAAUAUGAAAAAUUAUACAGCCCGGAGGAAGAAGUCCUGAAGAGAGUAGUAUGGGAAGAAAAUGUGAAAAAAAUUGAACUGCACAACAGAGAGAAUUCCCUGGGGAAGAAUACCUACACCAUGGAAAUAAAUGACUUUGCUGACAUGACUGAUGAAGAAUUCAAAGACAUGAUAAUUGGUUUUCAACUGCCAGUUCACAACACAGAAAAACGACUCUGGAAACGUGCACUUGGUAGCUUUUUCCCUAAUUCUUGGAAUUGGCGGGACGCUUUGCCAAAAUUUGUUGAUUGGCGAAAUGAAGGCUAUGUGACCCGUGUGAGGAAACAGGGAGGAUGUAGUUCUUGUUGGGCUUUUCCUGUGACUGGUGCCAUAGAAGGACAAAUGUUCAAGAAAACAGGCAAACUGAUCCCCCUGAGUGUACAGAACCUAAUUGACUGCUCUAAACCUCAAGGCAAUAGAGGAUGUCUUUGGGGUAAUACAUACAAUGCAUUCCAGUAUGUUUUGCACAAUGGAGGUCUGGAAGCUGAGGCAACCUAUCCAUAUGAACGAAAAGAAGGAGUAUGCCGGUAUAAUCCUAAGAAUUCAUCGGCUAAAAUCACAGGAUUUGUGGUUCUCCCAGAAAGUGAAGAUGUCCUAAUGGAUGCUGUAGCAACUAAAGGUCCCAUUGCUACUGGAGUUCAUGUCAUUUCCAGUAGUUUUAGAUUCUACCAGAAAGGUGUUUAUCAUGAGCCAAAAUGCAGCAGUUAUGUUAAUCAUGCAGUGCUGGUGGUGGGCUAUGGAUUUGAGGGAAAUGAAACAGAUGGCAAUAACUACUGGCUGAUCAAGAACAGCUGGGGUAAACGAUGGGGAUUAAGAGGAUAUAUGAAAAUUGCCAAAGACAGGAACAACCACUGUGCAAUUGCUUCAUUAGCCCAGUACCCUACUGUGUAAGCAACCUGCUGUCCCAAGAAAGCACGUGGCACGGGACUCCAUUUCCAGAGGAGGGAAAUCUACUCCAAUGAAUUGUCUUUGAUGAGUAUGUUAAACUCUUGAGUCCCACAAAAUCUGCAUUAAAACGUGAAUUCUG
Rattus norvegicus (Norway rat) is the source of this 1319-nucleotide messenger RNA. It is a transcript of the gene Ctsq, whose product is annotated as cathepsin Q. Gene Ontology annotation, cellular component: lysosome. Lineage: Eukaryota; Metazoa; Chordata; Mammalia; Rodentia; Muridae. Gene Ontology annotation, molecular function: cysteine-type peptidase activity. The record is from RefSeq and is marked validated. The coding region runs from base 152 to 1183 and encodes 343 amino acids. Gene Ontology annotation, biological process: proteolysis. The transcript is spliced from 9 exons.